Messenger RNA from Gloeophyllum trabeum ATCC 11539, 738 nucleotides. RefSeq lists its product as uncharacterized. The transcript has 2 exons. Gene Ontology annotation, molecular function: FAD binding. The annotation marks the transcript as partial. NCBI's taxonomy places the organism in Eukaryota, Fungi, Basidiomycota, Agaricomycetes, Gloeophyllales, Gloeophyllaceae. The record is from RefSeq and is a predicted model, not a curated record.
GCAGCACAUGUCCACAGCCCAACCGGUGGUCAAGGGAUGAACAGCGGCGUGAUGUAUGCGGUACUUCAACUUCGUGUAAAAGAUCAGCUUGGCCCACAUAGGCUCCCCAACCUUCUCGAGUCAUAUAGUCCCGAGCGCGUGCCCAUCAUCGAGAAAAUGUUCGAGAUGACGACGAAGGUCCUCAACGACACGGUCGCACAUAAAGAGCGCUCCUGGGAACUUGAGACAAAGUUCUUCCAGCUGGACGUCAACUACCUUAGUAGCCUGAUCGUGCACGACGCGCGCGAAGGCGACGUUCCAGUACCGCCCGUCAACGUGUACUCGUUCGGUGACUUUGGCAGACCACAGGGAGGGAACGGGGUCCCCGAUGCGCCGCACUGGCUCGACCCGAAUGCUGGAGACCGAUUCUGGAACCUCUUCGAUGUGUUCACGCUCACGAAACACACCGUACUGGUGUUCGCGGCGGAGAAUCAUGACCCGGUUACUGACGAGGUGCUCGUUGCACUCCAGGAAUACCCCGCUGAGCUUGUGCAGAGUGUAGUAAUACUCCCGGCGCACAGUUUCGUGCGUGACAAUGCGGUGCUCCAGAGCGCAGACCAUGUUUUUAGGGACACGGAUCGCCAUGCCUCUGAGGGGUACAUCCGAAGGGCACUGUUGUUAUUGUGCGCCCUGAUGGCUUCGUCGGAGGAACCGGGAGCAUGUGCUAUGAAGGUGUAUUUCAGUAAAAUAUUUUCCUAG